Messenger RNA from Rhea pennata, 916 nucleotides. RefSeq names its product transmembrane protein 216 (gene TMEM216). The coding region runs from base 42 to 611 and encodes 189 amino acids. NCBI's taxonomy places the organism in Eukaryota, Metazoa, Chordata, Aves, Rheiformes, Rheidae. Gene Ontology annotation, biological process: non-motile cilium assembly. Gene Ontology annotation, cellular component: ciliary transition zone. The record is from RefSeq and is a predicted model, not a curated record. The transcript is spliced from 5 exons.
CUGGCGCAUGCCCCUCCGAGUGCUCCUGGGACCGAGGGCGGAUGUGGCGGUCUCCAUGGAGAUGCAAGAUGGCGCCCAGGAGCCGGCAGCGCUCCUCGGCGCCACUGCAGAUCCUGCUGUUCCUCAACGGCUGGUACUGCGCCACUUACUUUCUCCUGGAGGCCUUCGUCUUCGUCUACAAGGUGCUGCUGCUGCCCUACCCCUCCACCAACUUGGCGCUGGAUGUGGUCAUGCUCUUCCUCUACCUGGGCAUUGAGGCCACUCGCAUCUUCUUUGGGUCAAAGGGCAACCUGUGCCAGCGGAAAGUGCUGCUCUCCAUCAGCUUGGCCCUGACCUUCCCGGCAGCCAUGAUGGCAGCCUACUACCUGCUGCUUCAGACCUAUGCCCUGCGCCUGGAAGCCAUCCUCAACACCAUCCUCCUGGUCUUCUACGCUGCAGAGCUACUGCUGGGCAUCCUCACACUGGCCUCCUUCUCAAGAUUCGUAUUGAGGCAUGGCACCACAUGGAACAGCACAAGGGACAGCAGGGAGUCUGUGGCCACGCUGGCAGCUCCAUUCCCUGGCUCACACCCUGCUUCAGGCUGGUGGGACAGAGCUGUGCCACUGGGCUGACCCUGCUCUGGCACACUUAUGGUGCUGGGCUGAGCCCAUGUUGGUGCUGGCAGGCACCUGGGCUGGUGCACAGCUGCUGGGCAGGGCAGCCUCCACCCUGCGUGUUCCUCUCCAUUCUGCCUGAAGCAUGUGCAAGUAACUCACCAUGCAGCACUCACUCUGCUGCUACCUGGUACUCUGGCCCCAUGCCAUGGGACCUUGACCCCAGAGCUUGUGACACACAGGUCAGUUUGAGAUAUGAGAUUUUUUUUUUUCUACUGCAUCCUCAGAAUAAUUUACUAUUUUCCAAUAAAUAUUUAUUUUUA